AUGUCUUCCCUACCUUUGAUGGAAGAUUCGCAAGCUGCUGAAUCGGAACAAUCAGAACCAUCUAUCCGUGUUCAAGAAUGGACAUCCUUCCUUACAUCCUACGCUGAGGGAGACUGGUCACCUGACAGGGUACCUCCCAAGCCGACCCCAGCUCAGGAUCCGGAUAUUGUGGAAUUGAAUAGGUCGCCAUCAGUCGAUAGUCUCAAGGAUGAUUCAAACGCCAAUGUGUAUUCAUCGCCCAUUAUCAACAGGAAGAUUGCGAGGAGAGUACGUCAGUAUUGCUGGGAAAAUGAUUACCUCCCCCCUCCCCGAAGUCCUCAUGAAGAGCACAGGGAGAAAAUCAUCUUAGAAUAUGAUCUUCUUGGUGCGGUCCAAGCUGGAAAUAUACAAUCUGCGGUAGACCUCAUAGCGGCGUUCUUUCCGGGUACUGUGGUCACUUUCACUCUGUUCAACAAUGCCAUUCAGAAUUUUGUCUCGAUAGCUGGGCCAAAGAACCUGUUGGACGCUUUUCAACUGAGAAAUGGGAUGUGGGUGGCCCCCGAGACCUCGUUGUGCGGGCAUUCCAUACUUUUAGACGGAAAGAUCAUGUUUGUGCCCAAUCUAUCGGAUGACUGGAGAUUCCGAUCCAACCCUUACGCCGUAGCUGGUCUGAAGAGUUAUAUCGGAAGCGCAGUAUCGCUCGAGAUGGAUCCGCUCAGUGCAAAUCCUCACGCCGAUGGUCAACGGGACAGAAUAAAAUAG
Messenger RNA from Kwoniella mangroviensis CBS 8507, 741 nucleotides. RefSeq lists its product as uncharacterized. The transcript has a single exon. Lineage: Eukaryota; Fungi; Basidiomycota; Tremellomycetes; Tremellales; Cryptococcaceae. The record is from RefSeq and is a predicted model, not a curated record. The coding region runs from base 1 to 741 and encodes 246 amino acids.